AUGCUGACGAGCAAUCUCUCAAAGCAAUUGGAAAAUGAUUUCAUUCCUUGUGCGCAGAUGAGGCGACAUUUGGUGCUUAUACUAGCGGUGAUGGCCCUCGUUGGCCAUAACUUCGUCACAUGUCAGAGACAAGUAGGUCAAAGAGGGCAGGGUGGCAGCCAGGGUGGAGGUCCGGGAGGACCUGGAGGCAGCCAGGGUGGAGGUCCGGGAGGACCUGGAGGCAGCCAGGGUGGAGGUCCGGGAGGAUUUGGUGGUGGCCAGGGUGGUGCUCAAGGUGGACCUGGGAGCAACCAGGGCGGUGGUCAAGGAGGAUUCGGUGGCAGCAAGGAUGGUGGUCGAGGAGGACCUGGAGCGAACCUUGCCCGACUUCCCCGUUGUCCCUGGAGCGUCAAGGGGACGUGCACCGUCUGGUGCGAACGACAUUUGGACUGUCAUCGAGGGGAGAUCUGCUGCUUCAACGGAUGUGGAAGCUCCUGCUCUUCCUACGGUGAAAGCGGAAGAGGCGUGAGGUGCGGUGGGACGAGAUGUGACGAGGGGGAGAAGUGCAUCUCGGGUCAACGAGACCAAUGCUUCCGUGACUGUCAAUCUAGGGAAGUCUGCGUGCCCAAAAAGAUGGUGACGUGCGAAUCCGUGAAAUGCCCCCCGGGCCGUGCGUGCGUGAACAUCCUGGAGGGCGACUGCCGCUUCGGGAGAUGCGAGGGCCGCUCCGAAUGCAUCCGGCGAGGCGGUCCUCGUCGUCCUUGACCUUUGGAGGUCCUUUCAUCGCAAUUUUUCAGCAUGAGAAGCCUGCAGGCUCUUUUACCCUUUCUCGCGUGAGAUUUACGGGCCGGCGCGUGUGCGUGUCUCAUUUUAUCGCUAAGUCUGCAGAUGAAAAUAAAGCAUUAUUUAGAGAUUAGUCUCCUGAGAUUA
Messenger RNA from Darwinula stevensoni, 909 nucleotides. NCBI's taxonomy places the organism in Eukaryota, Metazoa, Arthropoda, Ostracoda, Podocopida, Darwinulidae. The record is from the annotation of a GenBank genome assembly.